Paramecium tetraurelia is the source of this 621-nucleotide messenger RNA. RefSeq lists its product as uncharacterized. The record is from RefSeq and is a predicted model, not a curated record. NCBI's taxonomy places the organism in Eukaryota, Ciliophora, Oligohymenophorea, Peniculida, Parameciidae. The transcript has 3 exons. Gene Ontology annotation, biological process: NAD transmembrane transport. Gene Ontology annotation, molecular function: NAD transmembrane transporter activity.
AUGAAUUUAGAUAAAUAAAGAAAUCUAUAUUGGAAUCAUUUUAUUGCAGGCUUAAUCGGUGGAUUUAUUAGUGUGACUGUGUGCCAUCCUUUAGAAGUAGCUAGAAGUAGAUUAAAUUUAUAGAAUGCUACUAAAUCUGUUAAUAAAUACAGCGGAUUUCUUAACACACUCUAUGUAAUAUUCAAAGAAGAAGGAUUCUCCGGUUAUUAUAAAGGUUACCGAGCAACUGCCAUUGCAAAUCCACUCUUUCAUUCUCUCUUCUUUCCUUUGUACAAAUGGAACAAGGAAAUAUUGGAAAUUAAAUAUAAAAUCUAUGGUUUUUAUAACCAUGCUGCAGCAACUGUCUUAACAGGGUUUUUAUGUGAUUUAAUAACCAAUCCACUUUGGGUAUAUUUUUAGUUUAAGUGUAAAUAGUUGAUUAGAACUAGAAUGUAAACCUAAUAUUUGCAUGAUCAUAAUAAUGCUAAAUAUAAAUCAGUAUUUGGAGGACUUCUUACAAUGUACAAGGAAGUAUAUUUUAAAUUGCUAAUUUUAGGAAGGAUUCUUUGCAUUAUAUAAGGAGUUUGGGUGCUACAGUUUUAGGGUUGUCUCACGUUGCUAAUUUAAUUUCCAAUUUUAUGA